Molecule: messenger RNA, 3270 nt
Organism: Alligator sinensis (Chinese alligator)
Lineage: Eukaryota; Metazoa; Chordata; Crocodylia; Alligatoridae
Gene: CPT1C
Product: carnitine palmitoyltransferase 1C
Exons: 19
Coding region: 159-2471 (770 amino acids)
Biological process (GO): fatty acid metabolic process; carnitine metabolic process
Cellular component (GO): mitochondrion
Molecular function (GO): carnitine O-palmitoyltransferase activity
Source: RefSeq, a predicted model, not a curated record
CCACCCCGGGUGCUGGGGGUGGGGGCCUGGCAUAGCCUCUCUGGCCCCACAUGGCUGCAUCGGGGCACGUGGGGUCCAGCACACUCCCCACGCCUGCCAGCAGACACCCUGAGCUGGAGACAUUGGGCCGCAGGCUGGCCCGCUAGCACCCCACAGUCAUGGCAGAGGCCCACCAGGCCGUGGCAUUCCAGUUCACGGUCUCCCCAGAGGGCAUCAAUGUACACCUGAGCCAUGUGGCUCUGAAGCAGGUCUACCUCUCGGGGCUGCACUCCUGGAAGAAGAGACUCGGCCGCCUGCGGAAUAGCUUUGUGACAGGUGUGUACCCCGCCAGCCCAGCCAGCUGGGUCUUUGUGGCUGGCACUAUCCUACUCGCCCAGUUCUGGCGCCUUGAUCCCUCCAUGGGCCUGAUCGGGAAGAUCCAGGAGCACCUGCCUGGCCGCGGGUACCUUUCAGAGCCGACACAAGCUGCGCUGUGUGCGCUGGCCUUUGCCACAGUGCUGUGGCUGGCUCUCAUCCUCACCAUGCGCUCCAUCCUGAAGCUGCUGCUCUCCUACCAUGGUUGGAUGUACGAGGCCCAUGGCAAGAUGUCCCACACCACCAAGGUCUGGCUGGCACUGGUGAAGAUCUUUGCUGGCCGCAAACCCAUGCUGUACAGCUACCAGGCCUGUCUGCCACGCCUGCCCGUGCCCACCAUCCAUGACACCAUGCAGCGGUACCUGGAGUCCGUGCGGCCCCUGCUGUCAGACCUACAAUUCCAGCGCAUGGCAGCACUGGCCCGGGACUUUGAGCACUCGCUGGGGCCACGGCUGCAGUGGUACCUGAAGCUGAAAUCCUGGUGGGCCUCCAACUAUGUGAGUGACUGGUGGGAGGAGUAUGUCUACCUGCGGGGCCGGGGUCCUAUCAUGGUCAACAGCAACUACUAUGCCAUGGACUUCCUGUAUGUCACCCCAACCCCCAUCCCGGCAGCCCGUGCCGGCAAUGCUGUCUACGCCAUCCUGCUGUACCGGCGCCUUCUCAGCCAGGAGCAGAUCAAGCCGCUCAUGGUGCCUGGCACUUUGAUCCCUCUCUGCACUGCCCAGUGGGAUCGGGUCUUUAACACCACGCGACUGCCAGGGGAGGGGCAGGACUGCAUCCAGCAUGUGAGCGACAGCAAGCACAUCGCAGUGCUCCACGCCGGCCGUUUCUACCGGCUUAGGUUGUACCAUAGCGGGCGGCUCCUCAGGCCCCGCGAGCUCCAGGCCCAGUUCCAGCACAUCUUGGAUGACCCCACGCCCCCUGUGCCUGGAGAGGAACACCUGGCUGCCCUGACCGCUGGGGACAGGGAGCCCUGGGCUCGGGCCCGCCGGACCUAUUUUGGGUCAGGGAAGAACCAGCAGUCACUGGAGGCUGUGGAACGAGCUGCUUUCUUUGUCACCCUGGACACAACCGAGCAGGGGCUGACGGGGCCUGACCCGGGCCGAGCGCUGGACCGCUACGCCAAGGCUCUUCUUCAUGGGCAGUGCCACGACAGGUGGUUUGAUAAAUCCUUCACUUUGAUCAUCUUCCAGAACGGGAAACUCGGGGUUAAUGCUGAGCAUUCCUGGGCUGAUGCCCCCAUCGUGGGCCACCUCUUUGAGUAUAUGCUGGCCACAGAUGCCUUCCAGCUGGGCUAUGACGUGAAUGGUCACUGCAAGGGGGAGAUGGACCCUGACAUCCCCCCCCCUCAGAAACUGCAGUGGGAGAUCCCUGAGGAGUGCCAGCAGGUGAUCCAGGGAUCCCUGAGGGUGGCCCAGGCCCUGGCAGACGACAUUGACUUCCACACCUUCCCCUUCAAGCAGUUCGGGAAGGGGCUCAUCAAGAAGUGCCAUACCAGCCCCGAUGCCUUCAUCCAGAUCGCCAUCCAGCUGGCACACUACCGGGACAAGGGGAAGUUCUGCCUGACCUACGAGGCCUCCAUGACCAGGCUGUUCCGUGAGGGCCGCACUGAGACUGUCCGCUCCUGCUCCAUCGAGUCCUGCAACUUCGUCAGGGCCAUGAUGGACCCAGCACAAAACCCCCAGCAACGCCUGGCUCUGUUCCGGGUAGCAACCGAGAAGCACCAGGCCUUGUACCGCCGGGCCAUGACGGGUGCCGGCAUUGACCGACACCUCUUCUGCCUCUACGUGGUCUCCAAGUACUUGGGGGUGGACUCUCCCUUCCUCAAGGAGGUCCUGGCAGAGCCCUGGGGACUCUCCACCAGCCAGACCCCUGUCCAGCAGAUUGAGCUCUUCGACCUCAAGAACCACCCGGACUACAUUUCCUGUGGGGGUGGAUUCGGGCCGGUGGAUGACAAUGGCUAUGGCGUUUCCUACAUCAUCAUUGGCGAGGACCUGCUCACCUUCCACGUGUCCUGCAAGAUCUCCAGCCCCCAGACGGAUGCUCACCGCUUUGGGGCACACAUCCGCUCCGCCCUGCUGGACCUUCUGGCACUGUUCAGUCUAGGCCCAAAGUAGCUGCAGAACCUGUCCCCCUCCCCCUGCAACUCCCAGCACUCCAAUAAACCCAUGGGAGGCACAGACUUCUGUGUCAUAUCCUGUAGGGUGAUGGGGGAACAGGGCCCUGCCCUGGGGAUCUCUAGGGUGACUGCUCAGGGGAUGACUGCACUGGCCACAAAUGGGGCCCCCCACGGGAGGACUAAAUGCCUUGGCUGUGGGGGUCAGAUCCUUGCAAUCAGGGACUGCUGAUUGACCUUUCUGUGCCCCCCCCCAAAAAAAAAAAAAAAAGGAGAUUCCAGUCAUUUUAGCCUUGGGGAGCCUACUGUGGGGAGCAGGACCCCAUUCCCCUUGCUGUGGGGUGAGAAGAUGGGGGAGGGGGGGGAUGAUCAGGGUUAGCCUGAUCCCCAGAUACCCUCCCAGGUCUGGGAUAGAACCGAGGCGUCCUAGCUUCAAACCCCACCAGGGGGGCGCUGUGGUAGAGGGAGUAGCCCAAGUCCCGUCGCGCGCGCCCCCCCCCAUGUUGCUGUCGUUUGCUUGUGUCUGUUUUGGGGACGGGAUAGUUUAGGGGUGAUGUGUGGAGGAGGGAGCAGUCGUGUGUGUGUCGUCGUGUGUGUUUGUCCCUGUCUCUCCCCCCCACCCUGCACAGGGGAAGGGGACCAGCCCCACCCACCAUGGCAGGGUGGGACAGAGAACAGAGGGGUUUGUUGCCAAUGCUGACAAACAAACAAUAAAGUGUCCCAAUUGCACCAGGCGGGUGGUUUCUCUUGGAGGGGGAGAUGGGGUGAUGUCUGAGGAAACUUUUCCCAGUGCUGUGAGU